AUGUUCUCGUCGAAAGGUCUUUUCCGCGAGUUCCAGUGUCCCCAGAAAGAGGAGUGCCUUUUGCCGGUGUGCUGGUUCUCACACGAUGUGAGCUCUCCGCCGAAAGCGAGCGAGGCCGGUGCUGCAGAAUAUGAUCCUCUCAAUACACCGGGCGCUCUAUCGCCUCCUUUGAAACGUCGCAAGCUCGGUGACGCAACCUCUGUGCCCGCAGCUGCCUCCGUUGCAGACACAUCAGUGACGCCACCUCUAAUGCAGAAGUCAUCUACUAGACCUGACAACAUCGCUCGAGCUAGUUCUUUUGCGCCUAUAGAUGCAGCUCGUCACAAGUCGUUGAGUAUGGACCGCGAUGUUGAUGCUGCUGAACAUUCCCAGAAAUCAAAGAGAGGUGUCUUGGCGCCACCCAAGCCAGCCAAAGUUCCGCCAGGAAAAGGUGGCCAUAAGGUCUCAAAAGAGAGCGAUAUGGCAGCAUCCUCAACAGCUGAUACAAGCAGCGCCACCAAGACUCCCACUAGCAUGCAGCGGCCCAUCAGUCCCCCGCCGAAGUCAGCCUCGACAACUCCGGCUUCAAAACCCAGCACGGUCAGUCCAGUCAUGGAAGAAUCUCUCCGACCGCGUCUACUUGCCACAGGCCCAGACUGGAAAGUCAGAGAUGCCCUUCUCAAGGUCUUGCAGAAGAAUUUGAUUGCACGCAACAACGAGAUCAUCAGACAAGUCAAGGAAGGCAAGAAGGCAUUGGCGCCAGUUCGAUUACUGCCGUGGGAGAUCAUCACACUUGCACUCGACGAAGAAAUAGAUCUGGCUAAGAAGUUUGGCACAGGCGUGUAUCAAAAUGUGCUGAAGCAGCGCAUUCAUGCGAUCUCGAAGAUGGACCAUGAGCAGUGGAAAGCACUGGUCACCGACAAAGUAGCAAGGAUAAGCCGCCUGGCCCAACGUAAGGGUGCAAUUGGCGCAGCACAAGAAGUUAUUCUCGCGGACAAGCAGAUAGGGGAGCGAGAGAUUAUACCGGGCUUGAGUCAAGAUGGGGAAUUAAUGCUCCUCGAACGACUUCGACAGCCACUGGAGAAGCUGCAAGGACAUGGCUAUGUCACGGAAGCGCCCACGGCCAAACAGAUCGAGGAGGAACUCGAGAUGCUGAAAGACUGUGAUGGCUGGGAAAAGUGUGAUCGUUGUGCUUCGCGUUUCCAAGUGUUCCCUGGCCGGAAUCUGGAGGGCUUACUGGCUUCUGGCGGUCGAUGCCAGUACCACUGGGCCAGAGCAGGCAGAGGGUCCAAUACGAAAGAAGCCAGGUUCGAAUGUUGUCGGCAGCCAGUAGGUUCGCCUGGUUGCACGGAAGCCGAGUAUCAUGUCUUCAACGACAAGAGUCUGGCGCGGCUCGCAUCGGUCUGGCAGUGGGAGAAGACUCCUCACAGUGAACAGAGGUCAGAUCCUGUCAGCUUCGAUUGUGAGAUGGUCUAUACGACUAAUGGCAUGGAAGUCGUCAGAGUCACCGUUGUGUCCUGGCCCACGAACCGAACGUUACUCGACAUACUCGUACGACCUUAUGGCGAGAUCCUCGAUCUCAAUACUCGCUUCUCUGGCGUGACGAAGAAGGUGUAUGCAGAGACACCUCCAUACGAUGGCACUGCGGCCGUAGCGCUCGAAGCUGAGCACGCGAAGGUCGGGAAAGUCGCCUCACCAGCACAAGCAAGACAACUUCUUUUCGAUAUCAUCGCUCCGAAUACACCUCUUCUUGGACAUGCCAUUGACAAUGACUUGAACACGCUACGAGUCAUUCAUCCUUUCGUCAUCGACACCGUCUUACUGUAUCCGCAUCCCAGGGGGGGCCUACCCAUGCGGCAAAGCUUGCGCAACCUCGCCUUCGAGCACUUGGACGGUCGCAGGAUUCAGAAUGCAGCUGAGCAAGGUCACGACUCCAGAGAGGAUGCCGUCGCAACGGGAGACUUGGUGACGAAAGCAGUGAAAGCAUACUGGGCAAAGAUGCAAGCGAAUGGCUGGCGCUUGCAGGACGGUCUCCCGGUCAGAGGAGGAGCGGACGAUAGCAAGCUAUAG
This is a messenger RNA of Cyphellophora attinorum, 2049 nucleotides long. RefSeq names its product RNA exonuclease 3. The record is from RefSeq and is a predicted model, not a curated record. The coding region runs from base 1 to 2049 and encodes 682 amino acids. Gene Ontology annotation, molecular function: nucleic acid binding; exonuclease activity. The transcript has a single exon. NCBI's taxonomy places the organism in Eukaryota, Fungi, Ascomycota, Eurotiomycetes, Chaetothyriales, Cyphellophoraceae. Gene Ontology annotation, cellular component: nucleus.